Molecule: messenger RNA, 1717 nt
Organism: Eucalyptus grandis
Lineage: Eukaryota; Viridiplantae; Streptophyta; Magnoliopsida; Myrtales; Myrtaceae
Product: cyclin-dependent kinase inhibitor 5
Exons: 3
Coding region: 192-1040 (282 amino acids)
Biological process (GO): negative regulation of cyclin-dependent protein serine/threonine kinase activity
Cellular component (GO): nucleus
Molecular function (GO): cyclin-dependent protein serine/threonine kinase inhibitor activity
Source: RefSeq, a predicted model, not a curated record
UUUCACCCUUCUCUCUCUCUCUCUCUCUAAAAACCUUCAACUGCAAAUCAAACCAACUCCUCCAUCUCCAUCUCCAUCUCCCUCCUCUUUCUCUCUCCUCCCUCCCUCCCUCACAUGAGCGAUUCGUGCUAGCUGCUGUUGCAGGCGGAUAUAGAGAUAGAGAGAUAGAGAGAGAGAGAGGGGCAGAGGGCAUGGGGAAGUACAUCCGCAAGGCCAAGGCGGCCGGCGAGCUCGCCGUCAUGGAGGCCACCCAGUCCUCCCUCGGCGUCCGCACCCGCGCCAAAACCCUCGCCUCCCAGCGCCUCCAGAAAUCUCCCCCCGCCACCGCCACCGCCACCGCGACCGCCCAGCCUCCUCCGCCCCCGCCGCCGCCGCCGCCGCCGCCCGCCGCGGCGGCCAGCUGCUCCGGCUCCUACCUCCAGCUCCGCAGCCGGCGGCUCCCGAAGCCGCCGAUCCUCGUGCGACCGAGCCACUACUCGAAGCGGCAGAGGAAGGUCGUCGGUCCCUCGGCCAAGAGCCCCAGCCGGGCGUCGAGCCCUAACCCUAGGGCGCGCUCGCGGUUGAGAGUCGGGUCGAUGGAGUCGGUCGGGUCGUUCUUGAGCAACAGCGAGGGCGGCGGCGGCGACAAGAGCAAGGGCGGCGGCGAGGAGGCCAAGGAUGAGGGGAAUGCGGCGGAGAACGAUAACGAGUGCAGCAGUAAUGCCGAUUUGGGGGUUGGAGAGGCUUCUUUCGGCGAUAACGUUUUGGAAUUUGAAGGCAGAGAAAGGAGUACUAGGGAAUCGACACCCUGUAGUUUGAUUAGAGACCCCGAAGCUGUGAGAACGCCUAGUUCUACUACCAGGCCCACCACCUUAACUGAGACUAACCGAAGAAUACAUAACGUUGACGGCAGACAUAUCCCGACGACACAUGAAAUGGACGAGUUCUUUGCUGGUGCAGAAGAAGAGCAGCAGAAAAUUUUUAUUGAGAAAUACAACUUUGACCCAGUGAACGACAAACCGCUGCCAGGACGCUUUGAGUGGCGGAAGUUGGAUCCGUAGGAGAUGCUGCAACUCUUCAGUAGUAAUCAUCCUGUGAAUUCUAGGCCAUUGUUUAGCUCUAGGGCUUGAAAGGUAGCGGGAAGUAAGUUUAAUCGGUGAAUGCGGUGGCGUUAUUUCCAUUUUCCAUCGCCCCCUUCUUUAUUACUUUGUAAAGAAAAGAAGUAGGACGCGAAAAUUUGUGUAGACUAAUGAUCUGUAACAUAACAGAGGGUUAUGAGUGAGCGUGACUCAUGACAAAAGAAAAAACAAAUCCAAAGUCCUUUGGCUAACAGAUCAUCCAUGUGACAGGGGAAGGGGAUGUGGGAAGCUUGUUAGGUGUCAGCUUCAGGGUAAAACCUUUUUAGUCAACUAGGUCUAGUUUCUCUCUCUUAUGGUACAGAUGUCUCCAAAAUUUGCUCUUCCUUGUUUUCUCUUUUCUUCUUCUCUCUUGUAAUGUAUCUCUGUCUUCCCCCCUUUUUUUUUCUCUUUGUUUGUCCAUACUUGUACUGAUGGAACCCUAAAAGAAGCUCCUUUGGAAUAAACAUGACCCAUAUUUCCCCAUCUCCCUUCUUUCCUGUUCUCUUGUCUUUAGUUCCAUCAUCUUCUGCUCUUCAACAGUUAGGAGUUUUGGCCUCUUCAUGUAUUCCUUUGAGAUAAGUGCAUGACCUACAUUAUAACAUGAUUCCCGCUGUUCUUGA